AUGAAGUCCGUGUGGAAACACAUCCCGCGACGAUGGUUCCAACAUCACGGAAUGCAAUGUGAGAAGAGCGCGUGUCUCUCAUUAUGGUGAGAAGAACCAGCAUGAUGGAGUUCUGGUUGAUUUCGGUUCCUCUGGAUAAAAUCAGCUGUCAGUCUUUAGAGAAACUCAAACGGGUCUCAGCCAAAACAGGUCUGGCCACGAGCUCCAGAUUUCACAUCCCAGAGCUGAAGGUAGGAACGCUGGAUGUGCUACUGGGGGUCUCUGAUGACCUGUCCAGACUGGACUCCUAUACGGAGGGUGUGAUGCGUCAGACCUCUCAGUGUUUGGGUGAGGUGAUGGAAGAGUUCAGUGGAAAACUGCUGGAGAGCAUGCUGGCCAACGGAGAGCACAGGACUCAUCAGAAAGAUCAUCAGACACCUUUGAAAUCGUACUUCCAGACUAUACAAGUGGAUUUGGCAACAUAUGUGACCAGGUUUCAAUGGGACAGAGCCAAAUACCCCACUGCACAGCCUCUGAAAACCCUCGCUGACAUCAUCUCCAAACAAGUUUCUCAGGUGGACACCGAGUUGAAAUCCCGCAGGGCGGCUUACAGUCAUGUGAAAGCCAGUAUUCAAAGCUUUGAGCGAAAAACUGAGGGAAGCUUGCAGACCCGUGCAUUGACCAAUAUUGUGAAAAAGGAGGACUUGGUUUUGAAUUCAGAGUACCUCACAACACUGCUAGCUGUGGUGCCCAGAACGGCAUAUGCACUAUGGGAGAAGACAUAUGAGUCGAUGUCAAAGUUUGUGGUUCCUCGUUCCAGCCGGAAGUUGGUUGAGGAUGCAGAUGCAGGGAUUUUCACAGUAACCCUGUUUAAGAAUGUCAUUGCCGAAUUCAAAACCAAUGCCAAAAAGCACAAGUUUACAGUGCGGGAAUACAACCUGGAUGAAGCCGAGAAGCAAAAGCAGGAGAUAGGCCAUCUUGCUGUGGAUAAGAAGGAACUGUAUAGAACAUUUUUGUGUUGGCUAAAGGUAAAUUUCAGUGAGAUCUUUGUGGCCUGGAUUCACAUCAAGGUCCUCCGUACAUUCGUUGAGUCAGUUCUCAGGUACGGUCUGCCGGUCAGUUUCCAAGCUAUUUUGCUACAACCCACUAAGAAGAGUUGGAAGCAGCUAAGGAAGCAACUCAACUCUUUAUUCAAACACCUCGACCCAGCAGCGGCAACCGGUAAACCAGAUGUGGUACUUGAUAUCCCAGAUGGAAACACCAGCCAGCAGGAAUAUUACUCUUACAUCUGUUAUCCUAUCAAAAUUCAUUUGGUGGAUCCAAGUUAAUGCUAAAUCAUAGAAUAACUUUAUUUGGCACUUAUUGUUUUGCAUCUUGCAGAUUUAAAUAAACCCUGACAAGCAGAUGGAAGGCAUGGUUAUUGAGUGUGAACUUUAUGACCUGCAGUGUGUGAAGUUGUGAAGACAGAUACAUUUACUUGGGAACUAUACUGGUUUUUAAAUGACUAUUUUUGUUGCCAAAUUACAGAAUCAUCUGAAUUACAGAUUAGUUGUAACAUUGAUCCCAGGUUUUAUACUCUGGAAAUGUAUCAUACUAAAAAUAUAUUUAAAAAAAUACAUUUUAAAUACACAAUAAAAAUGUAUAACAAAAUGUUUUAUUUCUGUCACGCCCCUGGACUGUUUUGUUGUGGUUUUUGCUCCCCAUGUGUUCCCUGUGACCCAGUUUCUUCCCAGUCUGAUUGUGUUAAUUUGAUUCCAGGUGUGUCUCCUUAGUUUCCAUGAUUGUCCUGUCUUUAAAACCCUCAGUCCUUUCAGUUAGUGUUUGUCGGUCUUUAAGUGUCUACCCUGCCUGUGAUCUGUGUUCCUAUUUUGAAUAUUA
Messenger RNA from Onychostoma macrolepis, 1857 nucleotides. It is a transcript of the gene atp6v1c2, whose product is annotated as ATPase H+ transporting V1 subunit C2. Gene Ontology annotation, biological process: proton transmembrane transport. The transcript has 15 exons. Gene Ontology annotation, cellular component: vacuolar proton-transporting V-type ATPase, V1 domain; lysosomal membrane. Lineage: Eukaryota; Metazoa; Chordata; Actinopteri; Cypriniformes; Cyprinidae. The record is from RefSeq and is a predicted model, not a curated record. The coding region runs from base 84 to 1307 and encodes 407 amino acids. Gene Ontology annotation, molecular function: proton-transporting ATPase activity, rotational mechanism.